Lizanozyma spartinae is the source of this 1044-nucleotide messenger RNA. RefSeq names its product pyridoxine 4-dehydrogenase. The record is from RefSeq and is a predicted model, not a curated record. Bases 1 to 1044 code for a protein of 347 amino acids. The transcript has a single exon. Lineage: Eukaryota; Fungi; Ascomycota; Pichiomycetes; Serinales; Debaryomycetaceae. Gene Ontology annotation, cellular component: cytoplasm.
AUGAGCUACAAGGCAGUCGAAAUUAAAGGUACUAUGGGAUUCGGAACCAUGAGUAUGACCUGGACCCCAACACCACCACCAACAGAAAAGUCUAUUGAAACAUUGAAGUAUGUUACUGGAGAGAAGGGUGUUUCAUUGCUUAACGGAGGAGAAUUCUAUGGAUCUGAUUUUGCCAACUUGAAGUUAAUUAAGAAGUUUCUUGAUUCCAAUGAAGGAGGCAUUAACAGUCAAUUGGUUAUUGGGAUAAAAGGUGCUUUGAACAACGCCACUUUAGCUCCAGAUGGAUCUAAAGAAAGUGUUGUUAGAUCUGUUAACACUUUGACUGAGUAUUUCCCCGUGGAUAUGCCCAAUAGACCCAAGAUGUUGUUUGAGAUUGCCAGAGUUGAUCCUAACAUUCCAUACGAGGAUACCAUUGGCUACAUUGCUGAUUUUGUUAAGGAGGGAAAGAUCGAUGGGAUUUCCUUAUCGGAAGUCGGUUUAGGGUCCAUUGCCAAAGCAUGUAACGUAUUCCCUAUAAGUUGUGUUGAAUUAGAAUUGUCCCUUCUUUGUCAAGACUUGAUAACCAAUGGGAUCUUACAAGAGUUAUCUUCUAGACAGAUUCCUAUAGUGGCCUAUUCCCCUUUGUGUAGAGGACUUUUAACUGAUUCUCAUGUGAAGAACCAAAACUCGUUCCAUGAUAACUUACACCCCCACGAUAUGAAGAACCAUUUAGAGAAGUUUUCUAAGGAGAAUUAUGGUGCCAACAUGAAGUUGGUUAAUGCUUUACAUGAGUUUGCUCAUCAGAAGAAGAAGACUUCAUUGGAAUCAUUAUCAUUAUCAUGGAUCGUGGCUAUAUCCGGUAGAAGUAACUUCAAUGGUAUAUCGAAAGUUACCAGGAUCUUACCCAUACCCAGUGGGUCAAGUAAGGAGAAGAUUGAUAAUAAUUUGGAUAACAUUGUUGAAUUAACUGAUGAGGAUUUGAAAGAGAUCAACGAGAUAAGUGAGAAGUAUCCUGUGCAAGGUCUUAGAUAUAAUGCUGCCCAUGAGAAGUUUACGUUUGCGUAA